ACCUGCGCUGUGUUUAAAAAGAGUCAAGAGCUUCCGCCUGGGAGGAAGCCCAGCCUCCUUAAUUGUACAAGAACCGUGACUGAGGAUCUCAUAGGCUUUCAGCUGCACUCCAACAAGCGUGCCUGGGGUAGCAGAGAGUUGAAGUGCAGAGCUAGGAGUGACAGAGAUCCGAGCCUUCUCCCUCACUGAGGACUCUAGCCUGGGACCAUGCCCUUCCUGGAGCUCCUCACUGCCUGCCUGCUGGGCUGGGCUGCUGCUUCCCCGCGCUCAGUGCGGGUUCAGCCCGAGUUCACUCGCUCCUUGCGCACUGUCAGCCCUCGGUUCCUGUCGGUGGCUCUAGACGCUUCCCUCCUCCGGACAGACAGCCUGGAUUUACUCCGAUCUCAGAAACUAAUCACUUUAGCAAAAGGCUUGUCACCUGGGUACCUGAGAUUUGGUGGAACCGGAGCUGAUUUUAUUUUAUUUGAACCAAGUGAUCAAUUGUCCUUACCACAAGAACAUGGCUGGGAAUCUUCAAGAAUUGAAGGUACUUGUCUCAACACAAUUCCUGAUGACGUAGAGAAGUACCUGACACAUCUCUUGGCCUUGCAAGCUCCUGUCAUUCUGAAAGAGCAAUUCCAACGAGACUUUAAAAACAUUACUAUUUCAGAAAGGUCUGUGGACAUCUUGUACAGUUUUGCAAACUGCUCUGGGCUUCACUUAAUCUUUGGUCUCAAUGCCUUAUUGAGGAAAAAACAAGCAUGGGACAGUUCAAACGCUCAAAAGCUUCUGCAGUACUGCGCAAUGAGAAAAUAUAAUAUGUCCUGGGAACUUGGAAAUGAGCCCAACAGUUUUAGAAAGAAGGCUCACAUAAAAAUUCAUGGCUCGCAGCUUGGACAAGACUUUGAGCAUUUGUAUAAUCUGCUGCACACAUUCAAGAGCUUCAACCACUCUGGACUCUAUGGACCUGAUAUUGGACAGCCUGGGAAACAAGCGAUAAUCACCUUGCUGAAAGGAUUUCUUAAAACUGGAGGGAAUGUCCUCAGUGCAAUCACCUGGCACCAUUAUUACCUGAAUGGGCGGACUGCAUCACUGAAGGACUUCCUGAACCCUCAGGUGUUGGACAGCCUUAUUCUUAAAAUUAAUCAAAUUUUUGAGAUUGCUUCUAAAAUUGCUCCUGAAAAGAAGGUAUGGUUAGGGGAGACUAGUUCAGCUUUCGGAGGAGGAGCUCCUGAUCUCUCAGACAAAUACGUAGCUGGUUUUAUGUGGUUGGACAAACUUGGACUGUCGGCUAAAUUGGGCAUUGAUGUUGUUAUCCGACAGGCUUUGUUUGGAGCAGGGUUUUAUCAGCUGGUGGAUAGGACUCUUGACCCAUUACCAGAUUAUUGGCUUUCUCUCAUUUAUAAAAGACUUGUCGGCACCAGGGUACUGAACGUAUCUGCUGGGUACAAAGACACAGCCGACAAUGGAACCUUACGGGUGUACAUGCACUGUACCAACCCCAACAGUUACAUCUAUCGAAAGGGAUCAGUAACGAUGUUUGCUUUAAACCUGAGUGACCAAGACAAACACAUUCUCCUUUGCUGCUCUUUGUUCAACAAAACUAUUCAGUACUUGCUUCAACCUGGUGACAGUAGCAGAGGAUUAUAUUCACAGUCUGUUCAACUCAACGGCAAGCUUCUCAAAAUGGUGGACAGGACGACAUUGCCAAUUAUCACUGGGAAAGUGCUACAACCAGGAAAACCGAUUGUUCUCCCUGCUCUUUCCUACGCAUUCUAUGUGGUUCAAGAUGCUAAGGCCCCUGCUUGUCAAUGAAAGAACAUCAAGGAAAUGGUACAACUAGCAGUGGUUUGAACUUAAUCUUGCACCGAGUUAAAUAUUUGCUGGAGAUCAUACUAAGUUCUACGAAACCUCAUGGAUUCUCCAUGACCUCUUUACCAAAAAGGACCAAGAUUUCUAACCACGAAUAUAAAGCUGUCACUUGGAGUCUGUUAAUUGGGCUGCACUUUUGAGUGUGAGUGAAGGUGAAUUGAAAUUUGCCUGCCAGAAUGCAAAAUCUGAUUUUGACUGUUCUUCCCAAUUCCAGAUGUAAUGGGGAACCAAGGUUCUGGUGAGAAUGAGGAACAAAUGGUUAUCAGUUUCAGUCAAGAAAUUGCUCGAGAAAUUUAUCAGAAAGAAAUAACGACCACCACCCCAACAGUAGAGGUGGUAAUCACUCAAAGAUGCUGAAUGGAUCAGACCUGGCAUCUGCUCCACUGAACAUUGUCCCCUCUAUCACAGUCAUAUCCAAACAAGUGUUGAACUUCUGACUUGCAUGUUGAAGUUACCAACACCUAUUUUCGGCAGGUAUCUGAAUAGUUACCAAUGCCAGUAACUUCCAUACAUUGAUGUAGGUCAUGUGCAAAGAUUAGCUCAUAAGACUGGAACUACUCCAAACUUGUCCUUUUUAAACUACUUGCAUCUUUACUUUUCUAGUGAAUUAAUCUUCCUUCAAUAUCCAGGUGGUAGUCAAAAUGUAUAUUGUAUAAGUGUUUGACAUAAGGUGCUACAAUUUAUUUGUUUUUUGUUUUUUUUUAAUAUUGUUUCCAUUUCUGUGAAUAUUUAGCUUAUAAAAUUUCAUUUUCCAUAAACAUUAAAAGCAAAUUUGUCAGGUGUGGUGUCACUGAGCCAGAUACAUGCUGCCUCUAUGUGGCUGGUGUGGGUGGCACUAAAAUCCCUUUGGCAUGGGUGAAUGGCUAUCAAAUAGUCCAAUGUGGGCAUCUGUGAGUUGUGAAAUUCUGCUGCAGCUAUGCCUGCCAAUUUUACACAUUGCUGCACCAGCAUUGGUGCUAUCACUGUAAUUACAGAAAGACCUAAUUUAAAUUUAUUGUUGUACAGUUAAACAGUGUUAAAUGUAGUAAAGGAACAUACAGGGAAGAGUCACCAUAAUAUAUAAGAAUUCUGUAGGCAGUUAGUGAACCUAAAACUAUUGCCUUUAAUCUGAACAAAGCAAGCUAUUUCGAUUGAGGCUAACAUAAAUUGGGAAGUUAAAAGAUAUGAACAUACGUAGACAAUUACACAAAAAUGAAUUCACAAUGAACAUACAUUCCUUUGUGAAAUAAAAACUCCACGGCAAAAAUGAAUCAUCUGUAGCUAACAAAAAAAAGCAAAUGUGAUAUUCAAGGAAGAGACUAAUAACAUUGCAAAAAGUAGUUAGUUUCAGAAUUUGAAAGUUUGAAAAUUCAUUAAAGGAUGACCAAAAAUGGUAAAGAUAAAUAGGAAAGUAAACUAGCUAGGGGUACAAAAAUAGAUUGUAAAAGAUUCUAUAUGUAUCCAAAAAGAGUUUCUCAAGAGUAUGUUGGGUUCCUUUGUGGCAGAGACAGGACAAAUUAGAGGGAAUAAGGAAAUGGUACUGACAUUAAACAAAUGAUUUUUAUUUAUCUUCAGUGUGAAACAUGCAAAAAAUAUUCUGGAUGUAAUAGGGAACCAAAGGUUUGGUGAAGGUGAGGAACAUAUAGUGAUCAGGUUCAGUCGGGAACAGGGCUGCUGAAAAAAUUUAUGGAAAUAAAAACAAAUGCACUGGACCCAAUGGUCUAGAGAAAAAGAAGACAAUGGAAGUGUUGAUAUAUAGGCUUUGAACUCCUAGAACUCCCCCUGUUUGCAAGGUAGGAAAUGUAACUCCAAUGCACCAGAAAACAGCAAGAGAAAAAAGAAACGGUACAAAGGCCACUUAGCCUUAUUUUAGUAGUAACAAGUGUUAAAUCUAUUAUAAGGGUCAUGAUAACAAAGCUUCACCAACAUUGGUGCUCUCACUGUAAUUACAAAAAGGCCUAAUUUAGGUUUAUCCCACAAGCAUUUAGGAAGUCAACACAGAUUUAUGAAAAUGAAAUCCUGUUUUGACUAAUUCAUCCGAUUGUUUUGGUUAAUGUUGUAACUAAUAGAAUGGAUAAGGACGAACCAUUAGAUACAGUUUAUUUGGAUUUUCACAAGUAUUUAAGAUAUUGGCUAAAACAGCAAAUUGAAUGGAGUAAUAUAUUAGCACAAUUGGAGAUUGGUUACUGAGAGAAAACAGUAGGAAUAAACAGGCUGGUAAACACACUGCAACUACUCAUAUCACAAGAAUCAAUGAUUGUCUUUCAGAUAUCUACAAUCUGUAUUGAUGAUGGGAUGGAGUGUAAUGCAGAGUCUAGAU
Molecule: messenger RNA, 4150 nt
Organism: Hemiscyllium ocellatum (epaulette shark)
Lineage: Eukaryota; Metazoa; Chordata; Chondrichthyes; Orectolobiformes; Hemiscylliidae
Gene: hpse
Product: heparanase
Exons: 12
Coding region: 208-1794 (528 amino acids)
Cellular component (GO): membrane; extracellular matrix
Molecular function (GO): hydrolase activity, acting on glycosyl bonds
Source: RefSeq, a predicted model, not a curated record